GGGGCUUGUUCUUAGCAGAUCAGCCUGCCAUUUUAACCGGGGGUGUGUUGUGAGCGCCGAGCGAAGAGCAGAGGCUUGACACGGGAGCGGUGUGUGUGGGAUGGGAGCAGAGAGAGGAGAAGAGAAGGAGCGUCCUGCCUGCAGUCCUGCCACAGCCGAGCGGAGCAGCAGCAGCAUCGAACACUGAGGAACCCGAGCCAGCCCGAGCCUCCUGGAUCACACACACACACACACACACACACACACAUAUACACACACACACACACACACACCUGAGGGCCGCAGAGGAUUACAAAGCAGGGGACAGUCUGACAGCCCCGGAACAACUUAUUUGUAAAAAUCUAAAGAAGAGUAUCCUGCAGCGCUUUUCUCCAAACUUCAACGCACAGCUCAGCUUCUGCAAGUGCACUUAGACCCUGCAGCCUUCUGACAGGAGCGGCCAGUCCGUGUCCUCAUGCUAGAAUAUCAUUCAUUAUCAGACAGAUAUUUCUGCGGAGCAGUGAUGGACAUUGGUUUGGUGAAGAACGCAUCCGCGGUGCGUGCGUGAGCCUCUCUGUCAGCACCUCUGACCUUUUUGUGGAUUUCUCUGAAAUCUUUGGACUCGAUUCUUUGAUUAUUUUGAUUUUUUUUUUUUUUUAAUUCAAACGAGAUCAGCUGGACUUCGCUGCUCCGGUCAGAAUUUACUGGAAGAGCUUUUUUUUUCACCUGCAUCCAACAUGCAACCCAUCCCAUCCAGACUCAGCUAUCUGUUUCUACACCUAUUUGCAUUCUGCUACUACACUCAGGUAACCAAUCAGUCCCCGCCUAAUUUCACGCAGCAUGUAAGCGAGCAGAGCAAAGUGACGGACCGCGUGAGCCGCAGGUUGAUCCGGAUCUACCAGCUGUACAGCCGGACCAGCGGCAAGCACGUUCAGGUCCUGCCCAACAAGAAGAUCAACGCCAUGGCCGACGAUGGAGACGUGCACGCCAAACUCAUCGUGGAGACGGACACAUUCGGGAGCCGAGUGCGCAUCAAGGGGGCUGAGACGGGCUUCUACAUCUGCAUGAACAAGAGGGGGAAGCUCAUCGGCAAGAAAAAUGGACAAGGCCGCGACUGUAUCUUCACUGAGAUCGUCCUGGAGAACAACUACACAGCGCUGAGGAACGCCCGCUACGAGGGCUGGUACAUGGCCUUCACCCGCCGUGGGCGGCCACGGAAAGGCUCGCGGACGCGCCAGCACCAGCGCGAGGUCCAUUUCAUGAAGAGGUUGCCGAAGGGACAGCAGCCCGCCCACCCGAGCCACCACCGGCCUUUCGACUUCAUCCACUACCCCUUCAGUCAAAGGACUAAACGCACACGGUACUCGUCAGAGCGCUGAGGAGGAGGAGGAAGAUAGAAAAGACAGAGAGAAAGAAGAGAAACUGACAGACUGACUGACUGAACAGCAGCCGACAUACUCCUCUGCUCUCCACACAAAACCUCUAGAGACAUUUUUAUACUGAGCAUUACUAUAUCUUAAUAUGUAGUUCGUUUUCUAUUUUUCUCAAAGUAAAAAAAAAAUCUGUACAUAGGCAAAAAAUGUGAGAAAUCUAUUUUUGUAAUCCAGACUUUUAGUACUGACCUGUGUUAAAAAAACAAAAACAAAAAAAAAGAAAAAAGAAAAAAAGAAAAGUUUGUUUUUAGAUGCACAUAACUCAUUGUCUGACUUAUCGGGGAUAUCUUAGUAGAGUGCGUUGUGUUGUUUUUUUUAUGUAAUUUUGACCAGUUGAGUCAUUUUUUGGACUCUCGCCUGCUGCUCAAGGAGACUUGAAGGGCCCUGAUUAACCGCACUGCCAGGGAACGCUGCGUUCAGAGAGACAUACUGUCACACACUGCGUUGGAGAGCGCCGGGGUCAGUGAACGUUGCAUAAGCGUGCGGUGAUGACGGUAAAGACGCUGCGUCCUGACUGGGCUCGUUCUCUAUCUUUCUCACACAGUUGAAAGCAAACUGAGCUUUAACAGUGUCCGAUGGAACAAUGUGGCAGCUACAUUUGAUAAUCACAGGUUUCCUGUUCUGACUGUAAUGUUGACGUGUACAAAAUGCAUUGAAGUGUAAGGAACCCCCUCGACACGCCCACGACCCCCCCACGUCUACUUGUGUUCUUGUCGUCCCCUGAAUGUGUGUUUUUAUACAUAUAUAAAUAUAUUUUUAUUUGAGGAUGUGUAAAAUAAUUUUAAGGAUGGAAUAUUUAUUUAAAAUGUGUAAUAAAUGUACAUUAGAAUACUGAUAUUAAACUCUUGUUUGGUA
Seriola aureovittata is the source of this 2267-nucleotide messenger RNA. RefSeq names its product fibroblast growth factor 8a (gene fgf8a). The coding region runs from base 717 to 1358 and encodes 213 amino acids. The transcript has 5 exons. The record is from RefSeq and is a predicted model, not a curated record. Gene Ontology annotation, biological process: regulation of cell migration; embryonic heart tube development; neuron differentiation. Gene Ontology annotation, molecular function: type 1 fibroblast growth factor receptor binding; growth factor activity; type 2 fibroblast growth factor receptor binding. Gene Ontology annotation, cellular component: cytoplasm. NCBI's taxonomy places the organism in Eukaryota, Metazoa, Chordata, Actinopteri, Carangiformes, Carangidae.